UUCUUUACCGCAUUUCAAUGAUCCCAUUUGGGGUUUUAAGCGCUAAACCCUAGAUGCUUGUGAGAUGGAGGAGACUCCUCCAUUCAAGCUCGAGUAUAACUAAACCGUCGCUGAAUCCAAACAAAAACCCUAGCUCCGCUACCCGCCUUUCCCCCGAGAUAGUCAAUUCAACCAUCUCCAAUUGCCCCUCGGACACAAUCGCGCUCAGCUUCUUCCUUUGGGCAGCUCGCCAGCCCAACUACUUCCACGCCCCCAGUUCCUUCGAUCGUAUAAUCCCCGUCGUCGUCCGCCUCUCCUUGAGGUUUGGUUUCAUCAGUAAGAUCGUCCGGCAUCUCGAGAGUUUCGCUUGUGCCGUAAAGGCUCAAACUUUCUUGAUAUUGCUUAGGAUUUACUGGCGAGCUAAAAAGUUUAGGUUUGCGCUAGAAGUUUUUGAGGAGAUAUGCAGACGAAACUACGAGCCCAACACCUAUAUUAGGAACAUAGUUCUCGACAUACAGUUCAAGAGUGGGAAUUUCGAUGAGGCAAUGCGGAUUUAUAGAGAAACCAACUUCCCAAAUUUUCUCACUUUCAAUAUAGUGCUUCGCAAUCUUUGUGAGUCGGGUGAUUGGAUCAGUGUGAGGAGUUUGUUGAGAGAAAUGGUGAGGAGAGAGUUCUCCCUCAACGAGGGGACCUUUUUAAUGGCCUUGGAUUGUUUCUGCAAGGCCGGAAGAGAUGUAGAGCUGUUGCAGUUGUUAGGUUUUCUGGUAGUUUUAGGGAGGCAUCUUUCGGUGGCCAUGCGGACAGUUUUAAUCGAUUCUUUCUGCCGGGCUGGAAGAAUUGAGAUGGCUUGUGAGCAUUUGACAAAGAUGGUAGAAGCUGGUUGCUCACCUACUGUUUUCACUUAUACCUCUUUUAUCAAAGGGCUUUGUGAAGCUCAAAUGCUUGGUGAGGUUCCAGGUAUCCUAAACGUUAUGCAUUCUACUGACUGCCAACCUGAUCUAGUUUUAUACAACUUCCUUAUUUCUUAUCUAUUAAAGAUUGGAAGAUUUGAUGUCGCCAUUGAUAUUUUUCUUUGCCUUCGAAAGACGAAAAUGGAGCCAGAUUCGUACACUCUAUCUUCUUUGGCUUUCAUGUUUUGUUUAUCAUGGAGAGAAAGCUUGCUCCCUGAUUUAACUGCUGGAUUUAAAUUCAAAGAAGAUAUUGUGUAUUAUAAUUCCCUAAUUACUGGUUAUUGCAAGGCUGGUCUUCCCUCUGAAGCCUUGAAGCUAUACAAUAUAAUGAUUGAUAGAGAGUUCAUCCCAGACAAUUAUAGUUAUGUUGGAUUGCUGAGCAGUCUGUGCAAGUUAGGAAGAACUGAACUUGCUGUUUCUGUCUAUAAUGAAAUUCUCAUGAGUAAUCCUAAUGUUGAUGCAUAUGUCCACUCAUCAAUCUUAGAUGGACUUGUUAAGAAACGAAAAUAUCACAAAGCUAUUAGGCUUUUCCGUAAAUCUGUUUCUCAGAAUUAUUGCAUUGAUGUUGUUUCUUAUACCAUUACAAUUUAUGCACUUUUUAAGUGCGAUAGGUUUGAAGAAGCUAAAUUUUUGUUUGAACAAAUGAAGCAUUUUGGUCCAAACCCUAAUAUUUAUUCAUACAAUGUGAUGCUUUGUGGCUUCUGUAAGGGCCGAGAUUGGGUUGGAACACAGGAGCUAGUGAAGGACAUGAUGAUCGCAGGGAUUGAGAUGGAUUGCAUUUCAGUGAAUGCUAUUGCUCAUCUGUUAAUUAAAUUUGGUCGUAUUGAUUCUGCCCUUUUUAUGUUGAAGAAUUUACAUUUUCAUGGAAUGAGCUCUUUGAAAGCUACAUAUUCUCUGCUUUUCAGUGGCUCUGAUCAUGUCCGCAUUGAUGAUUUAUAUGCUUUUAAUUCAAGGCUGGUGUACUUUGGAAAUUCUUGUUUUGUUGAGAACGGGCAUUGUGAUUCUCAUUCACCUCAAGAGCUUCUUGUUUCAUCUGGAAGCUAGGUUGGUUCUAUAAUUUUUUUUUUGACAUAAGGAUAAUUGCAUUAUCACUUUGGAGAACAUUAGGUUUUAGUAUAAUCUUGAAGUACUGGGCGAUAAUUGUAUUAUCACUUUGGAGAACAUUAAAUUUUAUUAUAAUCUUGAAGUACCGGGCUUUCAAUACUUUGUGUUCUCACUGCAAGAAGAAGCUUCCACUUUACAUGAGUAAAGUGGCUUUGGACUUGCUGCUGAAGUCUUGAGGUACUUUACUUGAAAUGUGUGAGGGAUGAUGUCAAUCUUUAACUUAUUGCGCAGUUUUGCACUUACGAUAACUUGAGGAUAAAAUCCUGGUUGGGUUUAAAUUUAGUAUUUUGAAUUCAUACCUGGGUAAAAAAUUGCACAUGGGACAAAUUCAAGAGAAGAAAUGGUACUUCCACAAUUAGAAGAAGUUUCCUUCUGGUUUUCAUAGCCAUCACUGAGCUGAAAGAGGAAAACCAAUUCCAUGGCGAGUGGUCGGAAACGCAAUAAACAUCACAC
Phalaenopsis equestris is the source of this 2486-nucleotide messenger RNA. Its product is annotated as putative pentatricopeptide repeat-containing protein At1g16830. Lineage: Eukaryota; Viridiplantae; Streptophyta; Magnoliopsida; Asparagales; Orchidaceae. The transcript is spliced from 4 exons. The coding region runs from base 54 to 1973 and encodes 639 amino acids. Gene Ontology annotation, molecular function: protein binding. The record is from RefSeq and is a predicted model, not a curated record.